Messenger RNA from Triticum turgidum subsp. durum (durum wheat), 3291 nucleotides. NCBI's taxonomy places the organism in Eukaryota, Viridiplantae, Streptophyta, Magnoliopsida, Poales, Poaceae. The record is from the annotation of a GenBank genome assembly.
AUGGCAUUGUUGGACUGGAUUGAGUUGUCUGAUGAAGAGGAGGUGGCAGUCAAAGAAAGACUUCCUCCAGAAAAAGUCAAAGAAGAAUUUCCUCCAAUAGAAGUCAAAGAAGAAUUUCCUCCCACAAUAGUGAAAGAAGAACUGGAUACUCAUGUACAUGGGACAGCUCAGUUGGAAGUAGAAAUUGUUGAUUUAACCACAGAAGAAGCUGACGUUGAAGAGGAUAGGAAUGCUCACGGGAAAGGGGACGCUGCUCAGGGGGCAACAACAUCACAUAGACAACAGUUUGUUGCACCUCAUGGACAAGGCGAGGCAGCUCAGACAGUGGUACCAAGACAAGAGUUUCUUGCUGCUGCUAAUGGUGUGGAAGAGUUUCUUGUAACAGGUAAUGUUGUGCAAGAGGCUAUGCAGUCUGGAAAUCAGGAUUUUGCUGCAGCUGUUGAUUGCGCAGAAGAGGCCACGCAUUCUGAAAAUGCAGAUGAAGCUGGCCCAUCAUUAUUUACAGAACAAGGUGCUGCGGCAGGCGAUUGCGGUGAAGAGGCUAUGCAGUCUGGAAAUCAGGAUUUUGCUGCAGCAGUUGAUUGUGCAGAAGAGGUCAUGCAUUCUGAAAAUGCAGCUGAAGCUGUCCCAUCGUCGUUUACAGAGCAAGGUGCUGCGGCAGGCGAUUGCGAUGAAGAGGCUAUGCAGCCUGGAAAUCAGGAUUUUGCUGCAGCAGUUGAUUGUGCAGAAGAGGCCAUGCAGUCUGAAAAUGCAGCUGAAGCUGUCCCCUCGUCGUUUACAGGGCAAGGUGUUGCGGCAGGCGAUUGCAGUGAAGAAGCUAUGCAGCCUGGAAAUCAGGAUUUUUCUGCAGCAGUUGAUUGCGCAGAAGAGGCCAUGCAGUCUGAAAAUGCAGCUGAAUCUGGCCCAUCAUCGUUAACAGAACAAGGUGUUGUGGCAGGUUAUUGCAGCGAAGAAGCUAUGCAGUGUGGAAAUCAGGAUUUUGUUGCAGCAGUUGAUUGCACAGAAGAGGCCAUGCAGUCUGAGCAUGCAGCUGAAGCUGGCCCGUUAUUGUUUACUGGACAGGGUGUUGUGGCAGGCGAUUGCGGUGAAGAGGCUAUGCAGUCUGGAAAGCAGGAUUUUGUCGCAGCAGUUGAUUGCGCAGAAGAGGCUAUGCAAUCUGGAAAUGCAGUCGAAGCUGCCCCAUCAUCGUUUAUCGAAGGUGUAGCGGCAGGUGAUUUUGCUGAAGAGGCUAUGCGGUAUAACCAUGAAAACCAAGCUGCUCAAUGCUCGCUAAUGACAGGACAAGCUGCUGCAUCAUCCUUGUCAAUGACAGAACAAGGUGCUACUACAUCUUCACAAAGGACAGUGCAACAGAGUCACAAGAGAGAUGCAUUGCUAGGUUCCCCUCCCAUCUCAACCGCGGCGCCUUUUCCCCGGCAAUUCUGGAAGGCUGGGGAGUACAAGGUUGCUGCCCGAGCUUCCAUCAACAAUGGCCAGAACUGCUUAAGGAUUAAUCCCAAGUUUCUUCACUCGAAUGCUACGUCACACAAGUGGGUAUUUGGUGCUAUUGCAGAACUGCUCGACAACGCUGUUGAUGAGGUGCAGAAUGGGGCAACCUAUGUGAAAAUAGAUAAAAUGAAAUAUUCUCCUGUCGGAGAGUAUUCAUUAAUGGUACAAGAUGAUGGAGGCGGUAUGAGUCCUGAGCAUCUUCGACAUUGUUUGAGCUUCGGAUUCUCCAAUAAAUGCACGAAUUCAUCAAUUGGACAAUAUGGAAAUGGCUUCAAAACCAGCACAAUGAGGCUUGGGGCAGAUACUAUCAUAUUCAGCUGCAGAAAAGCUAAUAGAUUGACACGAAGUGUUGGGCUGCUCUCUUACACAUUCCUCAAAGGAACCGGCUGCAAUGACAUAUUAGUGCCUGUGGUUGACUAUGAAUUUGAUCCUUCAUCCCGCAAUUUCAAGAGGAUAAUGGACCAUGGUGAAAAACAUUUUUCUUCCAAUUUGUCCACUCUUCUGAGGUGGUCUCAAUUUUCUACAGAAGAUGAUUUAUUGAAUCAAUUUGAGGACAUGGGAUGCCAUGGCACAAAAAUUGUUGUAUCCAAAUUAUGGCUCAAUGAUGCGGAUGAAAUGGAGCUUGACUUUACAACUGAUGAUGAGGAUAUUAUGAUGUCAGGAGCGCCUAAGAUACCAGAAGAACGCGCGAAAGUGAAAAGGUUGAAUCAUAUGCAUAUUGCAAAUCGCUUCCGAUAUUCACUUCGUGUUUAUGCAUCUAUACUAUACCUUCGUCUACCAGAACACUUUAAAGUCAUCUUGUGUGGACGAACUGUUGAACCUCACCAUAUUAUAAAGGACCUCAUAUACUGUGAAUGUAUCAAAUAUCGACCACAAGUUGGAAUAAGCGUACAGGUUGAUGUCAUUACUUCAAUUGGCUUCUUAAAAGGUGCUCCAAACCUGGAUAUCUAUGGAUUUAGUGUCUACCAUAGGAACCGUCUUAUUCUGCCAUUUUGGGCUGCAGGCUCUGAAAGAGGUCGAGGCAGAGGCAUUGCUGGGGUUUUGGAGGCGAACUUUAUACAACCUACACAUGAUAAGCAAGAUUUUGAGAAGACGGAACUUUUUCAGAGACUUGAGAUGAGAUUAAAAGACAUGGCAAUGGAGUAUUGGAAGCACCAUGCUCAUUUGGUUGGCUACCGGCCACUCACAAAAUCUCUUCGUCCAGCAUAUUAUGCAUCUAUUGCUGCUACCAAUGAUAAUAGCUCAGUAGCCCAAGCUACAGCAACAGCUUAUGCCAGGAACUCAAGAGCCAAAGCAUCUGGAGUAUUGAACUCCCGUUUCAAUGGAGGUAACUCAUUAAAUCCUUUGCACAUUGGUGCCUUGAGGGCUCAAAUGGACUAUGGUGCAUGUCCUUUAGCAAGGAAAAAUAUGAGGACUUCAUUAUAUAUGCCAAGCACACCGCAGCAAACUGAACUGUGCAAAAGAAGAAACUCUGGCUCGAUGAUUGAAACGAGGGCCCAGAAAAGGCACAACACAAAUGGCGAUGCUGACCACUUUGGAAGUGUCAAUGUUGUUGAGAUAGGAGAGGAAAGGAGCAGUCUCUUAAUUUGUCAGAACAUGAUGCUAAAGGCCGAGUGUUCCGAGCUCGAGGCGGCAGGACAGAUUCUCCGAAGCAAGGCGGACAGGUUGAUGGGUGAACUCCGCGAGUGGCAACGAAAGGGGAGGAGCCUGACGGACGAGUUGGAGUUCUACCACGGCCUCAGCGCGAUACAGCGCAGGAUGCCCAUCACCAGCACCUCUUCCCUGGGAGUGGGAUGGAUCUGA